AUGAGCGGUCGUGAUAACAAAAGAGAUGAGCUAGAUGGUCCGCCGCUUCCAGCUUGCGAAGACAACGAAUGGGAAUUUGCAGAACCAGCGAAGGAUGUUGAACACAUUACUGAAGUGGAUCAGGAAGUAAGGGCCUUUGAGAAAUGGCUUAAGUAUGAAAAUAGCUAGAGCACUUGAAUUUAAUUAUUAAACCUAUUUUUGUUUUUAGAAGAAAGUAAACGUAUUUUUUGCUGCGAAACUUCGAACUGAAAGUGAAAAACAAAAGCUUAUCAAGGAACGGUCCAAAUCCAAGUCUAAAUCAACUUCUAAAUCGACUUCGGUAAGUUCAACUUUAUCUUGGGCGCUCUAUUUUCAAAAGUUAUUUUUGGUUUUGCAUUUUUAAUUUUUUUGGUUGCACGGUGCAGAGAGAGUUUAAUUUGAUUGCACCGUGCAACACUCUUCCACCUUUGAAAAUACUGUAGCGUAAAAAGAUCUGGCAGGUGUGAGUACAUCUCUGCUUGAAAGUGGAAAGUUAAAAAAACGUUUUAUACUAUAAUUUGCUGUUUUAGGGUAUGGAGCAAGCCUCUAAAGCUAAAAAGAAAAGUGAAAGGGCAACGAUGAUCAAUGUGCCAAAAGAUGUUAAAAAAGAAGAGAUAUUAAAGAAAAAUGAUGUUCAAGUGCCUGAAGUUGUCGUAAGUUUUUUAGGAUUGAAAUAUAAGAUUGUUUGUCGUCUAAAUCAAUAUUAAGUCUAAUGAUUUGGGUUUACAAGGAAAGUGCCCGACCUGCCCCGCUCUGAUUGACUUCAAAUUUUUUAAAUAGGUAGAUCAUGUAAAUAUAAGGUCUUCAGCAAAGUACUAAAUCGCGCUUUCCAGGAAAUGACGAGAAAAUCGAGAUUAAAAAAUGA
Molecule: messenger RNA, 883 nt
Organism: Bursaphelenchus okinawaensis
Lineage: Eukaryota; Metazoa; Nematoda; Chromadorea; Rhabditida; Aphelenchoididae
Source: the annotation of a GenBank genome assembly